This is a messenger RNA of Seriola dumerili (greater amberjack), 1461 nucleotides long. It is a transcript of the gene airim, whose product is annotated as chromosome unknown C1orf109 homolog. Gene Ontology annotation, cellular component: cytoplasm; nucleus. The record is from RefSeq and is a predicted model, not a curated record. The transcript is spliced from 4 exons. Lineage: Eukaryota; Metazoa; Chordata; Actinopteri; Carangiformes; Carangidae. Bases 196 to 804 code for a protein of 202 amino acids.
UGGUGUUCAAGCAACAUGGUAGAAAUGUGAUGUUUUAGUAGCAACAUAUUUACACUACAAAGCGAUUUAGAAAUCGUAUCGACGAAGUCUUUUGCUCCAAAACUGUUGAAAACAGACUGAAAUACAUGGAUUAAUUUAUUGUACAAAUGCAGCUUUCUUUUUGGUUAAACUAAUGUAUAAAAACCGUCACCUGAAAUGUCCAAACCCACAGUAGCAUCACUUCAUCAAGCGCUGAGGAAAAGCUUCAAGAGUUUGGAAAACAAUCAGAAAGUAUGGAAGAGUGCGUUGGUCGAGUGCAGCCCUCUGAUGGAGUCUCUCGGGAAUUUGGCAGAGCAGUCAAGAGCGCUUUCAAACGUCCAAAUCUCCAACACACCGCUCAGAGACUUUCCUGACCUGGAGGAUCGGCUGCGUUUCAAACUCUUACAAGCCACGGACACCGUACUGGGCAAACUCAACGAGAAGAUGUCUUCUCUCCAGUCUGCCCGAGAUGCCAUCAGUAACCAGGUCUGUGCAGUCCUCCAGCUGUACGAGCAAAACACAGACAGCCUGGAUGUACUCACUGUAACUGAGCGCUCGGCCACCACCCCAUCUAUCGCUGACAUGCUGGAGUGGCUGCAGGAUGCUGAGCGUCACUAUCGGCAACAAUUUCUGAGGAGGAAAACUCUGCUUCAGAUGCUGAGAGCAGACAAUCUCUCCCUUUUGGAAUCUGCUCCCAAGAGAUGGAAAACCUUGGAGUCUCCCAGUGCAGAAGACUGCAUCACAGAUACAAUUUACAAAGUGUCCUUCUUCAUGGAGUCCCAAUGAAGAGACUGCAAAGUAACAUAAGUGAAACUCAGACCAUGAAGAGGCUGGAAGAGAAGAACCGGAUGAGAAAAACUAAACUAGCAUCACUUAAACUAAACUGACUAAACAUACAGGUGUACAUUGGAUCGAUGCUCUUGAUGCUAGGGUGAGGACUGGAUUCUUAUCUGGUCAGAUAAAAUGUCUCCAGAUCUGUUCAUGGAUGGUAUCGUAUCUACAUUCACCAGACUGUAUGUACAAAUAUGUAAAACAAGAUAAAGAGGAGGAUUUCCACAUAUCUAAGUAAACCUCUGUCCACAAAAGGACAUUAUGGCAUCAUUUGAUACUUGGUGUUGAAUCAGUGAAAAUCACUGUUCCAUUUUGUUGUCUUGUUAAUGACAAAACGAUCCAGCACACAGAAGGAGAAAGACAGGUCCAACAGACAGGAGUUAGUUAAGUACACUUUACCAAACUUAUUUUAUUUCACAAUUUUGAUCUGUCCACACUCAGUCAAGGCUUUAUGUGUCAUAUCAAGAGGUAAUGACACUGUCAAAGAAUAUCACUGCAGUCUUCACGACACAAGCCAUCAUAAAAGCCGUCUUCACAUUCAGACGUUUGUGAACGCUGUUGAUUUGACAGUAAAGGCAGAGGGCUUUCUUCAAGCACUAAUAUAAAUCACAG